AUGUUGAGCAAGUCAGUUAUUGCGGCCGCUGUCCUGUCAGCGGCUCCGGUCUUGGCCACCACCCAGUUGAGCGCCUACUGGGGCCAGAAUGGAGACGAGAACGAGAGACUGAGGGACUUCUGUGACACCACGGCACUUGACUACGUUACCCUUGCCUUUGUCAACAGAGCCCCCAAGUCUGUUGGCGACCUGCCCGGCACCAACUUUGCCGCCCACUGCGCCGGCACAACUUACGAUGAUUCGAAGCUCCUGAGCUCUUGUACCUAUAUCCGAGAGGACAUCACGUACUGCCAGGGUCAGGGCAAGAAGAUCCUCCUGUCGAUUGGUGGCGUGUUCAGCGCCGAGAACUUGGUUGACUACAGCCUUCCGGAUAACGAGACUGGAGAGUGGUUUGCUGAGUACCUCUGGGGUGCAUUCGGCCCCAAGACGGAUGACUGGGCCUACGAGCGUCCUUUCGACUAUGGCACCGUCAGUGUUGAGGUUGACGGUUUCGAUUUUGACAUUGAGAAGAAGUUUGACAACCAGGAACCUUACGUCAAAUGUAUCAACAAGCUCCGCGACCUCAGCUCCGGACACGGCAAGAUCAUCUCGGCCUCCCCCCAGUGCCCUGUCGGUGAUGACAACGAGUACUUCCAGAUGCGUGACAUUCUGAUGGGUGCCACCUUUGACAGGAUUUCGAUCCAGUUCUACAACAAUGGACAGUGCGAGGGUGACGAGUUCAACUUUGCCGCUUGGGUUGAGUGGCUUGCAGGUACUUGCAACAACAAGGCCGAGCUGUACAUUGGUCUUCAGGCCAUCCCUGACGGUACCCAAGGUUCGACUGGCUACGUUGAGCCUGAGGACAUUUCGGCUCUCGUCUCCGUGGCUAGCACUUACUCAUACUUUGGUGGUAUCAUGCUUUGGGAUGCCAGCUACGCCUCUACCAUUGUUGCCUCCUCGGGCAAAAGUUACCUCUCCAGCUGCGCCUCUGCUAUUGGCAAGACCGUGACCACCAUCACGACCUCUGCUACUACCCAGUCUGCUACCUCUUCGUCUAGCAGCUCCGCCUCGACUUCGAGCACUGUGACCACCACUUCCAGCUCCGCCGCUGUUACCACAUCCAGCUCCGAGUCUGUUAGCAGCACCUCGUCUUCUGCUGCUACCACUUCGAGCACGGAAUCUGCCAGCAGCAGUUCUUCUGCCUCCACCAGCUCUGAUACUCUUACGACAUCGAGCUAUGAAGCAGUCAGCACCACCUCGUCGUCUGCUUCCAGCAGCAGCUCCACCGAGUCUUCCAGCAGCGCCACUGCUUCCUCAGGCAGCUCCUCAUCUGCUGACUCCACUAGCAGCACUUACUCUGCUUCCUCUUUCAUCAGCUCCUCGGUUCCUUCUUCUAGCAUCCCCGCUACUUCCAGCAUUGCUAGCUCGAGCGCCGCCAUCACGAGCAGUGCUGCCUUGUCCUCCACCUACAGCCAGUCGGCUCCUGUUACUACAUCGGCUUCCACUAGCACUGAUGACGACGACUCCUGUGACGAGGAGACCGACGACGAGGCCCUCCCCUCUUCCACCGGAUCAUCCUCUGUCUACCCUACGCUUGUUCCUACCGGCUACGUGACUGGCUCUCCUUCCGGAUACCCCUCUGGUAGCCCGUCGGGAUACCCAGCUGGCCCCUACGGCAACGGAAGUGUUACCAGCGCGGUCGAGUACACCACCAGCACCGUUUACAGCACCAAGGUCUACACCGUCACCUCGUGUGCCCCCACUGUGACCAACUGCCCUGCCAAGCUUGGCUCAGUCACCACCGAGAUCGUCGCCGUCUACACCACCGUCUGCCCCGUUACCGCCACCGAGACUGGCGUUGCCUCGUCCACUGCUGCUAAGCCUACUGAGGUGACCUCCGCCAGUGAUGUCGAGUAUACUACUAGCACUGUCUACAGCACCAAGGUCUACACUGUUACCUCGUGCGCUGCUACUGUGACUGACUGCCCCGCCAAGAUCGGUAAAGUUACCACUGAGGUUGUUGCUGCUUACACGACGGUUUGCCCCGUCACUGCAACCGAGACUGGAGUCGCUACUGCUCCCACCGCUCCUGGCAGUGGCUCGAAGGCAUACUCUACAGUCCCUGCUGGCGGUAGCUACUCUGUUUCCUCCGCCGUCCCCGCCGGUAGUGCUUCCAAGUCCUACUCUGCCAUUCCUGUCAGCAGCUUCACCACCUACCUGAGCGCCCCCAUCUACCCUACGGGCAAGUCCAACAGCACAGUUGCCGCUUCGGGUACCGUCAAGCUGUCGAGCUCGUCUAGCGCUGCCGCGACUAGCAGCCUCGCUCUCUCGACCAGCAAAGCUUCUGCCGCCACCACUGCUCCUAUCUCUGCAGUGACCACGGCACCUGCCACUGCCGGUGCAGCGAAAGCUAUGGUCAGCUUCGGUGCCGCUCUGGCAAUGGUGAUGGCUCUGGCGAUUUAG
Molecule: messenger RNA, 2442 nt
Organism: Pestalotiopsis fici W106-1
Lineage: Eukaryota; Fungi; Ascomycota; Sordariomycetes; Amphisphaeriales; Sporocadaceae
Exons: 4
Coding region: 1-2442 (813 amino acids)
Biological process (GO): carbohydrate metabolic process
Cellular component (GO): extracellular region
Molecular function (GO): chitinase activity
Source: RefSeq, a predicted model, not a curated record